CUUUCGUCGAAAGGCCGUCUCCGGAUAAUUUCCGGGUCACCUCGCCAUCAAGGGCAAACAUGUGGUGGGUUUGGAUGGGGCGACGCGUUCGCGUGCUCCUUGUAGAAUGCAUGCCGAUCUUGGAAUGGCUACCUGGCUACCAAUGGCAACGCCAUCUCGCACACGAUGUGGUGGCGGCGAUUGUGGUUGUGGCCGUGAUGUUGCCGCAAGAGCUGGCAUUUGGAGCCAGCAUGCACGUCCCAGUGUCCACGACGUUGCGGACAGCUAUCGUGGCCCCGCUGAUUUAUUGCGUCUGUGGGACAUCGAGCAUGGUGUCGUUUGCAAACGCCGCCGAACUCACGUGGGCGGUGGGAGGCGCGCUGCAAACCAUUCCCGACGACCAAGAAUUUGAACGAUUGGCCAAGGGAACAUUGAUCACGUGCACGUCCGGCGUCGUGCUGCUUCUGCUGGGUUGGUUUCGCGUGGGGACUCACCUGCCAUUGUCGAGGCCGGCGAUGGGGGGGUUCCUUUGGGGCGCCAGUCUCCUCGUUCUGGCUGAGCACAUUCCUCACCUGGUUGGCGUCGUGGAUGUGUUGACAGCUCCGUCCGUGCACAUUGAAGCGUGCGCCCUUGGUGCGUUCUCACUUGUGCUGCUUGUGGCUGUGGAAGGCAUACGCCAACGGAAGUCCGUGCUCGUACGCCCUUCGUUGUCAAAACUGAACGAUCCCGCCGUCCUCUUACACGCAUAUCCAACCGGUUCUUUGAAUGUCAGUUCCAGUAGCAAUGCACUAAGCGCGGUCGACCUUGCCCCCCUUGGCGUGUGUGGGCUCGGACUCGCCUUGCGACUGUGGGUUUCUUUCCCCGACGAUGCGUCGUCGACCACACAUCCACAUCACCAUGGAAACCAAUCGCUCUACGAAUCGUUCACACUUAGCCACGCGUUUCACCACAUUGUGAGCCAAGAAGUCGAAGAAGUGAUGACGCUGCUGUGGAAUGCCUUAAUCAUAGCGCUGACGUCGUACGUGUCGACAAUUGUGUUAGCCAAUCAAGGAGCCCGACAUCGUCAGUCCUUGACAACCCCAACGAGCAAAGUUCAAGCCAUCGAUGUCGACCCCAACAAGGAACUCAUUGCUUACGGACUCGCGUGCGUUGUCGGCGGAUCAUUUCGAGCGCUGCCGCCUGCGGGGGGUCUGGCCCGCACAGCCAUUAACGCCAAGUACAGUCGCACGGCGGUGACUACGCUCUGCACGACCUUCGUCCUCGUCGUGGUCAUGGUGUCCAAGGUGUACGUCCUUGUUCCGCUGCCUUGUCUUGCGGCCAUUAUCGUCGUAUCGACCGUGUCCUUCAUGGACAGACACGAGCUCCAGACGAUGCUACGGUGUCGACUGUACUCGUGCUUGGGCCUGUGGGCUGCAGCCUGUAUCAGUACGUUUCUAGGCGGCAUUCUCAUCGGCGCCCUUGUCGCGCUCUGUCUCAGGUCCUUGUCGCACUGUCGACUUUUGUCAAUGAACAGUACGUAGUGUGGCGAUAUCCCCCCCUGACACCGGUGUCACACGGAUCGACAGCGUGGGCGCCACGCGUCCAGUCCACGAUCGAAACGAUCAAGUGAUCUUCGUGCGGGUGGACGCAGCAGUGGUGUGUUUUGUGAACUGGGAUGUCAUUGAAAAGCAAGUCGAACUGUUCGUAAACGUGGGUGAAAUGGACGUGACAGGCAGCACCAAGGACGGGGUUGUCAUGGACCUGUCGAACAUCCACGACGGUGCGCACGACCUUGAAACUGUGGGUCGCAUCAACGUGUUCAGUCGCCGACUGAAGCACCACGGCGUCGACUUGGCCAUCACCCACGCCCCCCCAAAGCUCCGGGCGGCGUUGGCUACGCUCGCACCACGGCUAGCCGAUUACACGAUUCAACUGUCCAACGAGUCGGCUGUUGUGGCCAUUCAAGACGGCGUGUGCGACCUAUUCAUCGCGUAGCAAACUGUUUAUGGACUGGGGAAGACGGCACAUGACAAAAGUUAAAGUGUCAAAAUAUAAAAACUCAGACAUCGACA
Molecule: messenger RNA, 2030 nt
Organism: Aphanomyces astaci
Lineage: Eukaryota; Oomycota; Saprolegniomycetes; Saprolegniales; Verrucalvaceae
Exons: 4
Coding region: 60-1499 (479 amino acids)
Biological process (GO): transmembrane transport
Cellular component (GO): membrane
Source: RefSeq, a predicted model, not a curated record